This is a messenger RNA of Triticum dicoccoides, 1578 nucleotides long. RefSeq names its product putative wall-associated receptor kinase-like 16. The record is from RefSeq and is a predicted model, not a curated record. Gene Ontology annotation, cellular component: plasma membrane. Gene Ontology annotation, biological process: cell surface receptor signaling pathway; protein phosphorylation. The transcript is spliced from 3 exons. Lineage: Eukaryota; Viridiplantae; Streptophyta; Magnoliopsida; Poales; Poaceae. Gene Ontology annotation, molecular function: protein serine/threonine kinase activity; ATP binding; calcium ion binding. Bases 1 to 1578 code for a protein of 525 amino acids.
AUGGCCGAACGAUUCCCAGGCGACGGCGCGGCGGCAAACGGCUUCGCCCGCUGCCACCUUCAUGAAAAUGAAGCUCGGCUCCUCUUCGAGGUCGAAUACCCGGUCCCGUCGGACAUGCGAGUGCCCGGGGCAUGGAGAAUCAGCGCCGGCGGGGUCCCGGUGCCACCACCGCCCACCGGGGCGGCGCGUCAUGCAGAGAUCGCGCAUGUUGACGAGUGCCUGCAGCCAGAUAAAUACGUCUGCAAUGGUAUUUGCCAGAAUAAUGUUGGGAACUAUGCAUGCAUCAAGUGUCCUCGUGGAACAAAUUUCGAUGUCGUCACAAGGAAAUGCAAACCAUCUAGUGCAAUAUUAGGUGUCACUAUUGGACUAAGCAGUGGCGGAGGCAUCCUGUUUCUUGCCGCAGUUGUUGCUAUUCUUACUCGGAGAUGGAAGAGAGGCGUUCAGAAACGCCUGAGAAGGAGGCAUUACGGGAAGAACAGAGGCAUUCUGCUAGAACAGCUGAUCUCUUCCGACAAAAGUGCCAGCGAUGGCACAAAGAUAUUCUCCCUGGAGGAGCUGCAAAAGGCGACGAAUAACUUCGAUCACGCCCGCGUGGUCGGACGCGGCGGCCACGGCACUGUGUACAAGGGCAUCCUUACCGACCAGCGCGUGGUGGCCAUCAAAAAAUCAACGCUCGCGGUGAUCAGCGAGAUCGACCAGUUCAUCAAUGAAGUGUCCAUCCUGUCGCAGAUCAACCACCGGAACGUGGUGAAGCUCCACGGAUGCUGCCUCGAAUCCGAGGUCCCUCUGCUCGUCUACGAGUUCGUCUCCAACGGCACGCUCUACGACCUCCUACACCGCGAGCUCAACGGUGGCUUGUCGCCGUUGCCCUGGGAGGAGCGCCUAAGGAUCGCCACCGAGAUCGCGGGCGCGCUCACGUACCUGCACUCCGCGGCUUCAGUGUCGAUCCUGCACAGAGACGUCAAGUGCAUGAACGUGCUCCUGACGGACAGCUACACCGUCAAAGUUUCCGAUUUCGGCGCGUCGAGGCUGAUCCCGAACGAUCAGACGCACCUGGUGACCGCCGUUCAGGGCACGUUUGGGUACUUGGAUCCGGAGUAUUACCACACCGGCCAGCUCAACGAGAAGAGCGACGUUUACAGUUUCGGAGUGAUUCUCGUAGAGCUGCUGACGAGAAGGAAACCGAUCAUUCAGAACGAGCAGGGCGAGAAGCAGAACCUGUCGAACUACUUCUUGUGGGCUAUGAGGGAGAGGCACCCCCUCGAGGAGAUGGUGGAUGCUCAGAUCCUUGAGGAAGCGAGUGAGGAGGGGGUUCUGUGCAUGGCUCGGUUGGCGGAGGAGUGCCUCAGUCUGACACGAGGGGAGAGACCUACCAUGAAGGACGUGGAGAUGAGGCUGCAGCUCCUGACGGGGCGCCGUGUUGCACCGAGGGCGGGGCGGGACGAAGCGGCACGGCCUCGCUGUGAAGCUGCGGGAGACGGCGGGCGUGGUAGCGUUGCUCCGGCGAUUGGUCAGCACGGCUCGCGUCAGUUCAGCCAAGAGCAGGAGUUCAUGUCGUCUCAGCGUGUACCGCGGUAG